AGCUCCUGAUCGUUUUCCCCCCACACAACACACAUAUCGAAUUUAAUUCCUUUUGUCAAGGGAGAAUCUCCAAAAAACAAAAAAAACUAUCUUUUGUGUACAGUUCUCCUGAAUGAGGCGAGUUUGUGCGGGGACGGCGCGUGUGAGCGGCGGGGCAUCCCCAGCUGGCACCUUAGGCAGAGCGUCGCUGUCGUGCGGAGGUACCCUCACAGCUCCGGCGUACCUCUCCUCAUCACCGUUUUUCAUUCGUACGCCUCACCGAUGCGCUUCCUCUGUGGCUGGUGGUGGCGGUGGACGAGACGAUGUGAGUUUCUUUCAGAAGUUGAAGAAUCUCUACCGCGAAUUUCAGCUAUCGCAGGACCGCAAGCUGGACGCCGUGGCCGCGGAGGAGGCGCAGGAAGGUCUAAACAGCUUCUUCGAAGAUGAGCACCGCGAUGAUCCGCGGCAUCCAUCGUCGUCGAGUAGCAGAGGCUCUUCUGACGACGGCAGCACCCAUCCGCGUGACUCUCCGCUCAUCUCGUGCAACCCCAAUUUGUGCCCCCGCAGCGUGUUGUUUGUGCCUGGUUCAAAGCCGCGUGCGAUGGAGAAGAUUCCCAGUCUGAGCGCCGAUUGCUUUAUACUAGACCUGGAGGACAGCGUCGGCGUGGGCUCGAAGCGCCAGGCGCGGGAGAACAUUCGAAGCUUCGUGGAAGGCUUGCAGAAGACGCGCCGCAUGCACCGCGAUGCGCAGGUGUCCGGUAUGGUGAACGCCUUCCUGCAAAAGCACACCAAGAAAGUCGAGGGCUCUGCAAAUGCAGACGAAGCCGGCGCCUCUUCGAGGGCUGCUAGUGGGAGGGUGCACCACAAGGUUGAACUCUUUCCUCGGCUUAUUAUACGCAUCAACUCCCCUGACUUCGACCCCACCACGGCGAUGUUGGACCUGGAGUUGGUGGGGCUUCUCGGCCCCGCCAUUGAGGGCGUUGCAAUCCCAAAGACGACCCCACGCAGCUACGCGCUCGUUAAGAAUUACGUCCAUCCGUCGCAUCAACUGUGGGCCUUCUUCGAGGCGCCGAAGUCCGUCAUCCAGGCUCCGAUCAUCUGCAAGCAGCAGGUGUAUCAGUACGCGGUGAUGGGCUACAAUGACUUGAGCUUGGAGAUGCAGCUGCCCAUGGCCUCCGCCCCACAUCUUAGCGACAACGGAUUGAGCGAGGCGGUGCGGGAGUCGUUGCACAUCGCCGCGCAGCUGCCGCUAUGGCAGUGCACCGCGCAGGUGCUACAGGCGGCGCGCGCCUAUAACAUGUUCGUGCUCGAUGCUGUGUUCAACGACCCGACCGACACCGCUGGCUUUCGUCGCAGUCUGCUAGAGUGCAAAGCGCUCGGCUUGAACGGCAAGACGCUGAUCCACCCCAGCCAGAUUGAGCCAACAAACGCCAUCUACACCCCGAGCGAGGCUGAGGUGACGUGGGCGACGCGCAUUAUUGAGGCGGUGCGGAAGGCCAGGGGCGGGGUGGCCACCGUUGAUGGUAAGAUGGUCGAGGAGCUGCACAAGCGGCAGGCGGAUCGGCUACUCGCGUUGCACCACAGCAUCGAGGCAGAGAAGCAGCAACGGGCACGCGAGGCAGCAGAGAAGGCGAGGGCGGGUGAGACGCCGGGGGCAGGUGAGAAGGACGAUGCGGAGGACGCACGUGAGCCACGGCAAACACCGUCCCGGCAUCGACCGCUGCGUUAG
Molecule: messenger RNA, 1708 nt
Organism: Leptomonas pyrrhocoris
Lineage: Eukaryota; Euglenozoa; Kinetoplastea; Trypanosomatida; Trypanosomatidae
Exons: 1
Coding region: 113-1708 (531 amino acids)
Biological process (GO): regulation of cobalamin catabolic process
Molecular function (GO): (S)-citramalyl-CoA lyase activity
Source: RefSeq, a predicted model, not a curated record